Molecule: messenger RNA, 852 nt
Organism: Epithele typhae
Lineage: Eukaryota; Fungi; Basidiomycota; Agaricomycetes; Polyporales; Epitheliaceae
Product: glutathione S-transferase C-terminal-like protein
Exons: 8
Coding region: 1-852 (283 amino acids)
Cellular component (GO): cytoplasm
Source: RefSeq, a predicted model, not a curated record
AUGGCCACCACCCAGGACUCAGGACGGUCUUACCACCUCCAGUGCACAGGCCCCGCGCUCGAAACCGCAGAGGCUCACAGCGCCCAAGAGCACAUCACGCUGUUUGGCAGCUGUUUCUGCCCGUUUGUGCAGAGGGUAUGGAUCACGCUGGAAUACCUCGGGAUUGACUACGCGUAUUAUGAAGUGGAUCCGUACAAGAAGCCUGCGGAGCUUCUUGAGCUCUCGCCCAAGGGCCUCGUUCCAGCGCUGAGGCUCAACAAUCACCACCCUCCCAAUGCCCUGAACGAGAGCACCAUCAUCAUGGACUACCUGGAAGAGCUCGCGAACGGGGACACCAGGCGCUCCUCGCAUACCGUGGAGAGCCUCUUCCCUCCGCCUUCUGACCCAUACGCACGCGCUCUCAUCCGCUUACAGGCGGAUUGUGCGAGCCGCUCUCUAGUCCCCGCUUUCUAUCGAUACUUGCAAGCGCAAGACGAAGCGAAACAGGUUGAAGGCGCAACGGCGUUUGUGGAAGCAAUUAAAGCCCUUGUAGCCCUCUUCGAACGGGCAGAGCGCGAAGGAUACACGUCAUACGGACUUUGGAAUGAGGGCGGCUCGCUCAGCUACGCCGACGUGAUGGCAAUGCCAUGGCUCUUCCGCGCGACAAAUGUACUCAAGCAUUAUCGGGGCUUUGUGAUGCCAGAAGGCGAGCGUUUCCAAGCCUACAUGCAGAGGCUGGUAGCGCACCCUGCGGUCAGACGUACAUGCAGCACGGAGCAGCUAUACCUUGAUAGCUACGAACGAUACGCCUUCAAUCGUCCGAACACCAGUCAAGUGGCGAAUGCCAUCAACUCGGGAGCGCCUCUCCCUUGA